Messenger RNA from Cydia strobilella, 639 nucleotides. RefSeq lists its product as uncharacterized. The transcript has a single exon. The coding region runs from base 108 to 416 and encodes 102 amino acids. Lineage: Eukaryota; Metazoa; Arthropoda; Insecta; Lepidoptera; Tortricidae. The record is from RefSeq and is a predicted model, not a curated record.
UAUCAGCACGGCGCGUGCGCGACGCCACGGUAUCGACAAUAAAUACGUCGAGUGGACACCGACCGCAUCAGUCUUCCAAGUUUGUCACACGAUAAGAACGUGCUACGAUGGUUAAAAGUGUUCUGCGCGGUGAAACCUGCGGGUACUGCAGCGCGUGCGUGCGUAUACGCCUGUGCACGGCGCGCGGCCGGAGUCCUGAACCUCUAGAGUGUGCUUACAAGCAUAUCUUGGAAUCAUACGGGGGCGGCAGCGGAGCGCCCGUGAAGACACUAGAAGCCCCCAAAACAGCUUGUUCUUCUUGUCGGUGGACGUCGGAUGCACAGUUUCCUGAAACCCCGCCCUCCUACAGUGACCUCAGCCAGGAGUGGAGUUCCAGAUCUUCAACCCGUUCUCGGACACGCCGGCGCAAGAGAUAGAUGUUAUUGCGUCAGAUUUUGAAAUUUCUCUUCGGGUACUUAUCCUCAAGUACGUAAUUGACCUUUUACCGUUACGCAGCGUACUACGUAGGCGAACAACAGGCGAACGCGAAGCGAUGCGGCGCGGGUUGAAUCAAUCCUUUGAUACCUAUAGAAGUGUUACGUGGGCGAUCUCGUUGCGAACGCGAACGCCGUGGGCCCGCCGCGCCCCUUCGUUUCGCGU